Messenger RNA from Cebus imitator (Panamanian white-faced capuchin), 2634 nucleotides. It is a transcript of the gene CEP295NL, whose product is annotated as CEP295 N-terminal like. Gene Ontology annotation, biological process: regulation of centriole replication. Lineage: Eukaryota; Metazoa; Chordata; Mammalia; Primates; Cebidae. Gene Ontology annotation, cellular component: centriole; centrosome; cytosol. The coding region runs from base 794 to 2449 and encodes 551 amino acids. The transcript has a single exon. The record is from RefSeq and is a predicted model, not a curated record.
ACACUCACACAUCCCUGCACCCACAUCCCUGCACCCACAUCCCUGCACACACAUCCCUGCACACACACAUGCUUGCAAGCUCCUCCCUCCUCCGUCCCUUCCUCCUUUCCUUUAUAAGCAGUUCUCCCUCCAGAGACCCAGACUUCCUCUUUUGCUUCCACCUGCUCUUGUCAAUAUUUGUUUUCAAGAGCUGCUCUUUGCGCCACUCCAGCCUGACCUGAAUCCUAACACUCGCCUCCUAGGGUGGGGUUCUGAGUCUUAGCACCACUGACAUCUCUGGCUGGGUAUUCGCUGUCCCGGGCGGCCCUCCUGUGCAGUGUGGGGGUAUUUAGCAGCCUCCCUCACCUCCACCCAGCUGCAGGCCAGGAGCACCUCCUCCCUGCAUUUGUGACCAUGGGAAAUGUCUCCAGACAUUGCCAGUGUCCCCUGGGAAGCAAAACCACACCCUGUUCAAAACAGCUCCCCUCCAGCUCUUGUCAAAAGUGUGUAGGACAGAAAUUGGGAGGCUCAGAACAGGCCCUGAUGGGUGUUGGCAGGAGGGCUGGGAGGGUGCGUUUUGGAGUCUGUCCCCGCAGUGAGCAUCCCAUGUGCUUGUCGUCAGGGCCUUGCUCCCUCUCGUGGGAGCACUCCAGAGAGCUGCACCUGUGCUCCUGUCCUCGUGGGCUUGCUGUGGAACAGUCGUGGCCUCUGUGGCCCCUCAGGCCCGGGGGCGCCCCUUGAACCCUCCACUCUUGGCUCCAAGCACUGUCCCUGGGAAGCUGUGUCUGCCAGGUUCGCAGACAGGAACAGAAUCAUGGACGGAGCCAUGUGGCUCAGCCUUUGUCCUGAUAACAGACCCCUGCUUUGGAGGCAAAAGCACAGAUUGCUGCCAGCCCGGGGAAAAGGUGAUCUCACCCUGCAGAGGAGAGCGGAUGCAAAACUGUGGAAAAGCCACCAGCUCCAGCGCCUGGCUGAGGAGUUGAGGGCAGAGUGGCGAGAGUCGCGGUACCUGCAAGUCAGGGACCUGGACAGGCUGCAGUCAGCACGUCUGUUAGGCUGGGGAGGAGGACGGGCCACAGAAAAUAAGCCUGGCUCGGAGGGGCCCAUCCAGCGAAGAUCACCCAGGCCCCCGAGGGGCAAAGAGAAGCAGAAAACAGCCCUUAGCGACAAGAGGAGCUGCAGGGAAGAGCUGGGCCGGCAACAACCCAGGCACACCAGGCCCCGGAAGAUGCCAGCGAGCCCAGAGAAGCCGCAGACUACAAAAGCCACAGGUCAGAUGCAUUCUCACGUGACCCUGCCUGAGAAGAGAAAGGGAAGGAGAGAACCUUCGACCAAGUCUGGGGAUGGCCGCUGUGCCACCCACCCUUGGGGCAACAGAGAGGUGGAUUCAGAAAGGCAAAACCCACUUGUGGUGGGCGCAGGAGAGAUCAGGCGCGUGGAGGAAAAAGAGAAAGGAACGGCCCAGGCAGGGAGGAGGCGGCCGGGGAAAGGGGCAGUUUGCUUCGUUCCAAGCCUGACCAGCCGCUCUCGGGGGCAGAGUCUGGAGGGGAGGUCGGCUGCUUCCAGCCCCAGGAGGGAAGCCGUGUCCCCAGCAGCUCAGUGCACGCUCCAGAACAAGUGGCAGAAAGAGCUGGAGUUCGCCUUUGAAGAGUUGUUUCGUAUAAACAGAAAGCUGAAAAAACACCUGUGCUUGUACCUGGCCCUGAAGCCCAGGAUGGACCAGAGCCCUGGGGGACAGCAUGGCGUCUCAGAGAUGCAGGAAUGUGGCGGGAGGAUCCCGAGAGAGAAGAAAAUGGCAGACACAGAGAUGAUGCCCGCCGGGGAACGCAGGAGCCUGGCAGGGGAGGAGGAGCAGCAGGCGGUGUCCAGGACCCACUUGAAAACAUUAACGGGCAAGGUCCGGAACCAAAAAUGUCACCCCAUGGUCAAGCCCACAUUUAGAAAUGGAAGUCAGACGUUGUCUCCCAAGGCAGAACUAUGUGUCAACAAAGUGGACUCAUUAUUGUACAGCACUGAAUUUGGGCAGGAGACGCCCAAACUGGGCACGCUGGCAGAGGGCCCCUUUCAGCUCCACCUUCAAGACCAGGCACACAGAGUAGGCUUGACAGCAUCCAGGCAAAGGCAGAAAGCAGAGACGGAGCAGGGAAGGCAAAAACAGCUGGAAUCGCUUGAACGCACGGAACACCCAGACAGGAGCUUGGAAAUCCACAAGGCUGAGUUAGAAAAAGAGAGGAGGCAGCAAAGAGGAGCUGGACGGGCCCAUCUGAGGUCCCCCUCUACGACAGCCCAGGAAAGGGAGAGCCAGUCCAAGCUCAGCACCACUUCCCUGUCGGGCACCAGCCUCACCGACGACCAGCACAGUCAGAUGAUCCGAGACCGGCAGCAGCAGAUUUUAGAGCAAAGCAAGUUGCACAAGCAGUUUCUUGCAGAAGCCAGGAAGCGCUUGCAGGAGUUUCAGAACAUAUGUUAAACGCGAGAGUCCCACCCGGGGAAAAUACAUCACUGCUAAUGGAGAUGCCAGAACUGGUACCCGAGUCUCUAAGAUCUGUGUUUGCGUCAUCGCCUUCGAGACUAUUAAGCCUCUAUAAAAUGGGCAAUCUGGGGCUGGGCGCGGUGGCUCACACCUGUAAUCCCAGCACUUUGGGAGGCCGAGGA